Eruca vesicaria subsp. sativa (arugula) is the source of this 1596-nucleotide messenger RNA. The record is from the annotation of a GenBank genome assembly. Lineage: Eukaryota; Viridiplantae; Streptophyta; Magnoliopsida; Brassicales; Brassicaceae.
GACUUGAAAAAAAAAACAAAAUCCAAAACCUCAGAUUUAGGAAUCGGCGAAGUCUAAUAGAUGACGACUCGAAUAGCGCCGGGAGUGGGAGCAAAUCUCUUGGGACAACACUCAGCUGAGAGGAACCAAGAAGCUACUGUUUACGUCGGCAACCUCGACCCCCAGCUUUCUGAAGAAUUGCUUUGGGAACUGUUCGUACAAGCAGGUCCUGUUGUUAACGUGUAUGUACCGAAAGAUAGGGUGACAAGUCUUCAUCAAGGUUAUGGAUUCAUUGAGUUCCGUAGUGAGGAAGAUGCUGACUAUGCAAUUAAGGUUCUUAACAUGAUUAAAAUCCAUGGGAAGCCUAUUCGUGUUAACAAGGCGUCUCAAGAUAAGAAGAGCUUGGAUGUUGGUGCUAACCUUUUCAUUGGCAACCUUGACCCUGAUGUGGAUGAAAAGAUCUUGUAUGAUACUUUCAGCGCUUUUGGUGGCAUUGCUUCUAAUCCUAAGAUAAUGCGAGAUCCUGAUACCGGCAACUCUCGAGGUUUUGGUUUCAUCAGUUACGACUCUUUUGACGCUUCUGAUGCUGCUAUUGAGGCAAUGACGGGACAAUAUCUGUGUAAUCGUCAAAUAACCGUAUCUUACGCAUACAAGAAAGACACCAAAGGAGAGCGCCAUGGUACUCCUGCAGAGAGGCUUUUGGCUGCCACAAAUCCAGUUACCCAGAAAAGCAGACCCCAUACUCUCUUCGCUAGCGGCCCGCCAACGCUUCUCAAUGCUCCUCAAGCUAAUGGUGUUCCACGUCCCUUUGUCAAUGGCGCCAUGCAACCUGUUCAAAUCCCAGGCCCCCGUCCGACACCACCACCACCUCCUCCACAAGUCUACCAAACUCAGCCACCAUCUUGGCAACAACCUCAGCCGCAUCAACAACAACACGGCUUAGCUGUUCCACCCCCCAUGCAAUUCCGUCCUGCUCAGGGAAUGCCACCACCACCACCUCCGCAGUUUCUUCAUCAUCAACAAGGUUUCGGCGGUCAAAGGCCGCCACCACCACCACCUCAAGCCAUGGGAAUGCACCAACAUGGAUGGCCGCCGCAGCACAUGCAGCAAGGUGGACCACCGCCGCCGCAACACAUGCAGCAAGGCGGACCACCACCGCCGCAACACAUGCAGCACCAUCAUCACAUGUCUAUGCCUCCACCACAGCCACCACACCAAGGCUGAGUGUUGGGCCAUCUGUAAACGCUUUCUUUCAUAGUAAUCACAAGGAUUUUUCUCACUUUGCUUUUAGAUUCUGAGAAACCUUCCCUUAUCCUAAACUACAAGAGACAGAAAACACAGUAUGCUAUAUUAUCUGAAUGACUUGUCUCAUUCUCUGCAAGAGAAUCUCUCAUCUUUGGUCUGGUAAGCGAUAGAGACGGAGAGGGUGGAACUAGUCCUUAUGUCUGGUUUUCAGUGUUUUAUUGCAUAAUCUUUGAUGCCGUGUGCUUAGAAUUUGACCAAAACUUUGCUGUUAGAAACUCAGUUUUUUUACUUUCUGUCCGUUGAAGUUAUUUUUUUACACUAACAAAGCAAAAGAAAAUGAAAUAGAAGUGAUUAAAGCGAGGUCGUUUGCUG